UUUUUUUUCAGUGCCAAUAAGUGCUCAUACACCAUAUUACUAUUCGGACUGUGGUACCUUUGAACGAGCGAUUAAUCAGUACGCUAUACCGCUUUUACAGUUGCUCUGUUUGGCCGGCAACUUUUCCAAUUUGUUGAUCUAUCGGCUACCGUAUUUUGAUGGCAGUGCUUCUGUACAUUUUUUACGGGCCAAAGCAAUUGCAAAUAUCAUCUUUGUACAGUCCAGAAUUUUUGAGGUAAUUCAUGCCUGGACUAUACAGCCUGACGUGUAUUUUGAACCUAUUUACUGGAAAACAAAGCCUUAUUUGAUGACGAUUGCAAACAUCAGUGGCACCAUAUCUACCUGGAUGACACUGUUGGUGACAAUUGAAACCGUACUCUGUGUAUUGUUACCGUUUGCAUUUCGGCAUUAUUGUACCCGAAAGCUUAGUGUGGUGCUACUAAUUUCGUCUUUUUUAAUUAGUUCUGGUGUACAUCUGACAUUUAUUUUUACGCACGUCGUAGAGGCUUCACCGGCGUUCUUAGAAUUUAAAUUUGAUUCUGUGCCAUGCUAUUGGUUUGUAAAAGCCUAUAGUAUGCAUAUUAUUAACGAUCAAGCUUAUAAGCUUUAUGAAAAACUUUAUUAUUGGACACAAAUGGCUCUAUCUAUAGUGCUUCCGACAGUAACUAUGCUUAUUUGCUCUAUAUUAGUCAUAACCAGGUUUACAUUUAAGGAACUUGGUAAAUCAUUCAGUCAACGUCGUAGAUGUGUAAUUAUGAUGACCGUUUCAACGACCAUGUCCCAUUUAUUACUGGAAGGUCCGGCAUCGCUCACAUUUGGAAUUGCUGCCAUUAAAGGUACGGGUGAUAUGAAGAUUAAUUCGACAAUGUGUAUGAUAAAUCACAGUAACAAUUUGUUGUCAAUUAUUAAUGCAACAAUACCAUUUUUUGUAUAUUUAAUUUGUAAUAAGCAAUUUCGUUGUAUGGCAUCAGUAUUUAUUACUGCAAUGUGCAGUACAAAUCCGUCACAUAAAAGGAUUCUGUUGGCACAGGCAUGUGCACGAACUCGUUCAAUUACCACAAGACGAACGGAACGGAAGACUUCAUUGGUACAAUUAACUUAUCGAUCCUAA
Molecule: messenger RNA, 1111 nt
Organism: Enterobius vermicularis (human pinworm)
Lineage: Eukaryota; Metazoa; Nematoda; Chromadorea; Rhabditida; Oxyuridae
Source: the annotation of a GenBank genome assembly